Molecule: messenger RNA, 1485 nt
Organism: Notothenia coriiceps (black rockcod)
Lineage: Eukaryota; Metazoa; Chordata; Actinopteri; Perciformes; Nototheniidae
Gene: rrm2b
Product: ribonucleotide reductase M2 b
Exons: 9
Coding region: 123-1181 (352 amino acids)
Biological process (GO): deoxyribonucleotide biosynthetic process
Cellular component (GO): cytosol
Molecular function (GO): ribonucleoside-diphosphate reductase activity, thioredoxin disulfide as acceptor
Source: RefSeq, a predicted model, not a curated record
CAACAAAGCUACAGCUGCUGUGUUCACUGUCCACACAAGGUUAUGAGACGGAGUAACAGAUAGAUGCACCACGUUUAGCACCCCGAAUGACACCGACAGUGAAAUAAUAGUCUUCUCAAGAAAUGGACCUAAUGAGUCGGCAGUCUGAACAUCUUAAAGAACCGAAUGGCAUCAAAGAGAAAGACCCAGACUGUCAAAAUGAUACAGAGAAAGAGGAAGAACCUUUGCUCCGGGACAACCCCAGACGGUUUGUCAUCUUCCCCAUCCAGUACCCCGAGAUCUGGAGGAUGUACAAGCAGGCUCAGGCCUCCUUCUGGACGGUGGAGGAGGUUGAUCUAUCCAAAGACUUGCCACACUGGGACCGUUUGAAACCUGGGGAGAAACACUUCAUCUCCCAUAUCCUCGCCUUCUUUGCUGCAAGUGAUGGUAUCGUCAAUGAGAACCUGGUGCAGAGGUUCUGCCAGGAGGUGCAGGUCCCUGAAGCACGCUCCUUCUACAGCUUCCAGAUCCUUAUAGAGACGGUUCAUUCAGAGAUGUACAGUAUGCUCAUCAACACAUACGUCAGGGACCUGAAGGAGAGGGACAACUUAUUUAACGCAGUUCAGACAUUGCCUUGUGUGAGACGAAAAGCAGACUGGGCCCUCCAUUGGAUAAAUGACAGCAAAUCGUCAUUUGCGGAGCGCCUUGUGGCUUUUGCGGCAGUCGAGGGCAUCUUCUUCUCUGGCUCUUUUGCUGCAAUCUAUUGGCUCAAGAAGAGAGGACUAAUGCCCGGCCUUACCUACUCCAACGAGCUGAUUAGCAGGGAUGAGGGUCUGCACUGUAACUUUGCCUGCCUGCUGUACAGCUACCUGGUGAAGAAGCCAUCAGAGGACAGGGUGAAGGACAUCAUCACCAAAGCUGUGAGCAUUGAGCAGGAGUUUCUGACGGAGGCCUUACCAGUUGACCUCAUUGGAAUCAACUGUUGUCUGAUGAGGCAGUACAUCGAGUUUGUUGCCGACCGGCUUCUUGUUGACCUCGGACUGGCCAAGGUAUACCUAUCUGAAAAUCCGUUUGACUUCAUGGAGUCCAUUUCACUGGAGGGGAAAACCAACUUCUUUGAGAAACGAGUAGGGGAGUAUCAGAGAUUUGGAGUAAUGUCGAGCAUGACAGACAGUGAAUUCACUCUGGAUGCAGACUUCUGAAAAGGAAAUAAGAUUUUGUUACAUUUUUUGUUACAUUUGACUAUCUAUUUAUUUUGUUAAAGCAGUUAUUGACUAAAACUGGCCUAAAGUCUUGUUACAAUACAAUCAUGGAACUACAAAGGACAAAUUAAUGAUUGAAAGGUUAAAGCUGCACUCGUCCAGCAGACAUUUACAACUCUUGGGGAAUAGGGAUUAGGUAAUUUUAGAGAAACCAGCUCGAGAUAAGUUUGUGUGCACAGAUGGAAGGCUGACAGGCAAGUAGGCCAUCCAAUCAUUUUAGCCGUGCUUUUUACAGUACUACAGC